Messenger RNA from Medioppia subpectinata, 1666 nucleotides. NCBI's taxonomy places the organism in Eukaryota, Metazoa, Arthropoda, Arachnida, Sarcoptiformes, Oppiidae. The record is from the annotation of a GenBank genome assembly.
AUCAGUUUAGUUUUUCUCAUUUGAUAUAUAACCACAUUCACAAAUCAAUAAGUAUUAGUUUAUUGCGAAUAUACUUAUUGUGAUAUAUCGUGUCGAGUGUCCAAUGAACUCAUCUCUACUUACCAGUAGUUUCUGAUUUUUAAUUAGUGUUCAUAUAUUUUUACAUUCAUCCAUCAGUCACAACAUAUAUCAUAAAUCAUAAACAAUGGCCCCAUUAAAGACAUUGAUGAUAUUGGCUACGAUGAUGGUCCCAAUUAUGUGCAUUUCAGUGCAUUUGGAUAAGUUUCACACAUUGAUAGGCGACCGGUGUUUCAACGAGACGUACGACCGAAAGCCAUACACUUUGGGUCAGAGAAAUCCGGUCGGACUCUCCAUUGAGAACCUCAUAUCACUUAUUGAAAAGAUUGAGUCCAAACUACCCCUUAUGACUGCCCAACAGAUUGUCGUACUUAUACUCAGAAGGUUCCACAUCGAUGGUCUGCAUUUGACCGGUUUGGUGAACAUGCAGUCCCAGAUCGAGAUGAAACACAGGCGGAUCACCGAAGAGAUUAUGGGCCAGAGUGUGAGCGCCGGCGGGUCUGGCGUUAGUGUCAGUCCAUUGGACUUCCCGGAGGACGCGCUCACAGAAGACGAAAAGUGUCAAAUGUUUUACACACUUUCGCAUACAGUGAACGAAACGGCCCGACACGACGACGACCCGCUCCACACCUAUCACAAGACCAUUCACUUGUCCCGAUCGGCGCCCAAACCGUCCAACAAAACAGUGGUCGUCAAGAGUCCGGCGCCCAUUCAGUCCGAGUUUCUCACACAACAAAACAAAUCGGUCGGACCCGCGAAGGGACAGGACGUGAGGAAGGAGACCGCGGCCGCCGCUCCCGUCGUUCCCGCGGAGGACACCGACGAAGAGGUCGACGACAGGAGGCGUAGGCGGCGAAGGCAAGUGAAUGUACCGAUUCAGGGACCAGUACACGGCCCCGUCAAAGGUCCAGCCAAAGGCCCGGUGCACGGACCAGUUCACGGACCAGUUCAGGGGCCAGCGAAAGGCCCGGUACACGGACCAGUGCACGGACCCGCCGCACUCGCCCCUCCUGUCAAAGUCCCAGUUAAGGGACCCGUCAAAGGCAUUAAUAUACCGGUGUCAGUGAACGGUCCGAGUAAUAUACGACUGACCCGACGGCCCCGCGAGAAAGGAGUGGUCAGUUUCCGUCACGACCGCAAUAUGGCCAUCGCCGCCAAUCGGGUACUCUUGGGAACCGCUGUAGGCCUACUGUCGCCGCCGGUAAAAUCGGUGCACCAAAUGAUCAAAUCCAUUGCCAAUAUAGACAUCCCGGACAAUGUGCCCGACGGCCAGUUGGACCCACUGUUGGCGGUCACUCUAUCCGACCUGUUGGGCAUCGACGCCGGCUCCGGGCUUAUCAUACCGGCGGGUGAUGUGCUGUUUGGCGCUGAGGGCCACUGGAACUCGACGGCCUGUCAGACCAGUUACAAGUUGACCACAAACGGAACUUUGGCCACUUUGGCCGAACUCCGGGGCGGAAUCGACGGCUGGAAUAUCGGCCGCAAACUGCCGACAGUAUUGCAACAAAACCCGACCAUCUCUUUGAGCCAAAUCCUGCGCCAAUACUACUCACCGAAAGGCAUGUCAUUGGACGCCACGGUCUGCAAC